Xiphophorus couchianus (Monterrey platyfish) is the source of this 3075-nucleotide messenger RNA. RefSeq names its product pyridoxamine 5'-phosphate oxidase (gene pnpo). NCBI's taxonomy places the organism in Eukaryota, Metazoa, Chordata, Actinopteri, Cyprinodontiformes, Poeciliidae. The record is from RefSeq and is a predicted model, not a curated record. Gene Ontology annotation, biological process: pyridoxine biosynthetic process; pyridoxal 5'-phosphate biosynthetic process. The transcript has 7 exons. Bases 45 to 875 code for a protein of 276 amino acids. Gene Ontology annotation, molecular function: pyridoxamine phosphate oxidase activity; FMN binding.
AUAAUCCUUUACGUAAAGGUUACGUCAGAGUAGUUUUGACAAGCAUGAGGCGCAUACUCAGUGUGACUUUAUUAAGACAUUUUAGCCUGUUUGGUAGAAAUCACCCCUCUCGUAUCAGCCUGUCUAUUGGGGAACGGGGCGCUUUUGCACGAAAUUUUUGCAGCAAAACGAUAAGUGACGGCAGCACCAUGGAUCUGAGCAAUAUGAGGAAGAAAUAUAGAGGGGAGCAGGAGUGCUUUGAGGAGAGUCAACUUGGAUCUUUGGACCCCAUCAAGGAGUUUGGAAACUGGCUUGAUGAAGCAACAAAGUGCCCUGUGAUUGAAGAGGCCAAUGCUAUGUGCAUUGCCACAGCCUCCAAGGACGGACGUCCAUCUGCACGUGUGGUCCUCCUGAAAGGUUACAGCCAUGAAGGUUUCCGCUUCUUCACAAACUACGAGAGCAGAAAAGGCAAUGAGUUGGAGAGCAAUCCAUACGCAUGCCUGGUUUUUUACUGGGAGCCACUUAACAGACAGAUUCGUAUUGAGGGCUCAGUGGAGAGGAUCCCCUACCAGAACUCCUGUGAUUAUUUCCACUCCCGGCCUAAGAGCAGUCAGAUCGGGGCCGUUGUGAGCCAACAAAGUACACCAAUUCCUAACAGAGAUUAUUUGAGGCAGAAAAAUGCUGAACUGGAGGAAAAGUACAAGGACACAGAAGUACCAAUGCCAGAUUACUGGGGCGGCUACACGGUCAAGCCUCACUCAAUUGAGUUCUGGCAGGGUCAGACCAACAGACUCCAUGACCGCAUCGUUUUCACCAAGGUGAAGGACGGAGAGAAACGGGGGGAGUUCCAGCACGAAGCCGAGGGAGGCUGGGUGUACCAGCGACUUUCUCCAUAAGACCCACCUCCACAGAUGUUCCAUCCAGAACACCACGAACUUAAAAAGUAGCCAACAUCUGAAGGUACUGGUGGAAAACCAUUUGAAGUUUGUUAAAUCUGUGUCAACUGUGCCUGUAGAUUCUUUGACUUGAACCAUCUGAACCUGCGACCUGACUGUAACACGAAACUUCAUGUUUUAUUUUGGCUUUAAAAAGAAACAAGGAAAGUUUGCCUCCUCAGACACAAACGAGUCACAGCUGGUUGUUUCUUCAACUUCAGUGUCUUCACAUCUUAAAAAGAGCACAGUUGUCUUUCAAGUGCAAAUUCAGUUUAUGGGCUUUUGCUAAAGUAUUCACACCCCUCCAUGUCUUUCACAUUGUCUCCUGUUAAAUGUUUGGUGGAAUUCUUUAGGCCUUUAUAUGAUAGAGAAACCCAACAUAGUGCAUAUUGUGAAGUAAAUGUUUACUUUUCAAGUAAAAAUUUUAGAAAUGUUUUGUGCAUAUCUUUUCAGUCCCUGUUAAAGAUAACCAUAUCCACCAUCCUUUUUUCAGCAUUGCCAUGGUGUAUUUAUGGUGAUGUGUAAGUUUUACUCCACAUAGAGCUUUGAAUGUAGGCCUUUAAGUUUAAUUUUGGCCUUAUUGGAGCAAAGCAUCUUCAUGUUUCUCUGACCCGUGAAGCCUUUGCUGAACAGCUGUGCAAGAUGAGAUAAAUUUUGCUCUGGAUGUUUUAUUUAGGGCUAAGGGAGUAAAUACAAAUGCACACCAACAUUUUAGACUUCAAUUUGAAAAAUAAAAUAUAAAUAAAGAUGUUUUCUGUUCCAUUUCACAAUUACUGGGUAGGUUGUGUUUUGUCCAUCCCCAAAUAAAAUACAUUGAAGUUUCUGGAUAUAAUGUGACAAAAUAUGAAGAAGUUUAAGGGGUGUGAAUACUUUUUCAAGGUUCUGUAGCUAAUGUCAUAAUUUAUGUCUAGAAUAAUAUUUUACAGUGAAAGAGAGAAAACUGUUUGAAGUAGAGUUCUGAUUUCAGGUUGAUGUUUUCUUGGUAAUACUUGAAAAGAUAAUUUCUUAAAUGGGAGUUUACAAUGGUUUUCCAGAUCCAUAAUCGUGUUGUUUUUUAGAUACAUGAUCAAAUAUUUAAUAAUCCAGUAAAAAAACCUACAAACUGCGAUGACUAAAAAAUGUGACCUGUCUUUAAAAUAAAAUAGCGUUCACAUGCAGCCUAUUAAAGUGAGGAAUAAAGUAACUGUUGCAGAUUAUAUUUGCCUUUUAACAUUGAGAUUAAAAGUGCUAAUGUUGUCUUGUACUGCUUGAAAGCCAUUCAUUGUUAAAUUUGAAACUGUAAUAAAGUUUAAUUUUGAACAAAAGCCUGAGUGUGUUUGACCAGCAGGUGGCAGUAGAGUCACUAUUAAAGGAAGAAAAAAAAUAAUACCCAUACAUCUGAGAAAAGAUAAGAACUCUCCUGCACAUAAUGCUCAAAUGUCCAUUUAGAUCCACAUUUAGCUUAUGAAGUUGCUUUAGCGGAGCUGCAUUAUUAAAUGAAGAGCAGCAGUCAAGAGCUGAGUGUGAGUUACUAGUGUCUGCUUACCAUCACCAGGCCAACGAAACCUACCAGCAACUGCUGAGGGGAAAACAGCAAACUGCUUUAUAACAUGACACAGUGAUCUCACCAAGAUCAGCUUGCUAACAGCAGCAACCAUCAGAGUGUUUCCUCCUGAAUAUAUUAAUGAUCUUGCAUCCAGAAAGCCACCUUUUGCAUAGGAAGGACCUCAGGUACAAUGAAAUUGUCUUACUUUAAUAAACAUUGACAAAGAAUUUCAGCAAAAAGUAUCUCUACCACAAAGCUGUUUCUUUAGCUUUUUAUAUGUUUGUUGAUUUAUAAAAUUGCACCUGAAAAAGUUUAUUAUGGUGGUAUUCAUUUCAUAGAUUAAAUCAACACUCUGAGCCAGUUAACCAUUGGAUCUUAAGUUCUUAUUUUCUAACUUUCUUUUUCUAGCAGUAAAAACUUGCUCAUGUUAAUUAGUAUCUUUUGAAGGGUGAUUAUGUAGAGACUGAAAAGAUUUUAAACUAUUACUUUUUAACUUCCUGCAGUGGGUUGCUGUGCUACUUGACUAAUGGUAGCAAGUGUGCAAACGUAACAAAUGGAGAUUAUGUUUUAGCUGCAUUAUAUUUAUUGUCCCACUCUGGUUGGGGGGGAAAAUCAAUUAAAAGGAACAAACAAUCA